This is a messenger RNA of Salvelinus sp. IW2-2015, 1755 nucleotides long. RefSeq names its product hepatoma-derived growth factor. NCBI's taxonomy places the organism in Eukaryota, Metazoa, Chordata, Actinopteri, Salmoniformes, Salmonidae. The record is from RefSeq and is a predicted model, not a curated record.
CCCUGGUCUUUGCAAAGUUUAUUGGCGUAUGACUACGUGGUGUGAAAUAGGCUAGUGACAUUUUUUGUACAUUCGGUGUUUCAUUUUGAGAAAUGCGAAAUCUUCUAUUUGUAGCAGUAAACAUACUUUUACAGUAACCUAGCAAAUGCCGUCCUGAUUACUGUUCAGUUCGCAGAGGCACUGUUUACUUUAACCAUUGAUACGAGGCCUYGUAUAGGCUGUUCGAUAGAUCCUGGCUUCAUGUAAACAAACAUGUAUAACAUCUUCAACUUCGGUAACAAAUAGGCUCGAGUAGCCUACGUUUAAGAACAGUUACCACUAGGAUAUUAGGCUAUUCCAAGUCCAACCAGUAGRAUUUUACAAUGUGAAUGUGAGACAAAGUUGAGGCGAGUCGUGAAAUGGAUUCUUUGAAACACUGUAACCGAGUUUGCUACAGUGUGGUAAUUCCCGUAUGGUUAAUAUUUGGCGGCAGCGGCGGCGUUUGAUUGUCUGGAAGGAAUGCAUGAGSCUAUUGUAACGAUUAAUGAGUUACCCGAAGGAGCAGUCAAGUCCCCCUCCAACAAGUACCAAGUGUUCUUCUUUGGGACACAUGAGACUGCAUUCCUGGGUCCCAAGGACUUGUUCCCCUAUGAGGAGGGCAAGGAGAAGUUUGGCAAGCCCACCAAGAGGAAAGGCUUCAGUGAGGGUCUAUGGGAAAUUGAGAACAACCCUACUGUGAUACACGAACCCGCAGGUUAUGAGCUGGCAAAGGAGACCCCAGCAGAGGGGGCGGUGGAGGCAGGUGGGCCGCGAAAGGGUAAUGCAGAAGGAAGCAGUGAUGAGGACGAAGGGACCCUCAUCAUCGAUGAGAAGACCGACAGGGGAGGGGCCAAGAGGAAAGCUGGGGAUUCCGUCGAGAGCUCUCCUAAACGACCUAAGGACACAGAGAGCAAAGGUGACUCGAAGGUGGAUAGCAAGAAGUCUGACACCGAGCUGAAGCUCAAUGACAAGGCAGGGCCUAAGCCCACAGCGCUGUCUUCUGCGGGUGAACCAAAGCCAGAGAGCCAAGCAAAACCARCGACCGAGGCCCAAUUAACAUCAGAGAAGCCUGUGACUGACAGUGCUUAACGUCAAUCCUCCGAGGAUGACCAAGGACCCGUGGUUCUUUUCCAUGGAAUUUUGGGCAUCAACAUAAUUAGCUAAUCUUUGAGUGCUAGGUUUCUGCUGUUAUUAAGUAACUGGAAAGUGUUAAGACCUAUAUAGAAAUUGUACAGGCAAAACAAACUUACUUGCCAGUUGGGGGUAUUGAAUAUCCCAGGAUUUAAAUUGUUGUCAAACCAYUAGUGAGGAGAAAUGCAAUGCUCAAGAGGAAAUGGGUUUCGGAUGUAUACAGUUUUUUUUAUUUUUAAGUGCAAUUAUGAAGUCUAGCUGCUAGGUGUCAAAAUGCAUUACAGUUUAGAGAGUACACAUGCGUACACAGGUUUCUUAACAAUCUGAACAUAAGCAAACAAAAACACAAUGUUGGGGGAAAUCUUUUGAACAUCACAUUCAUAAUGCUUUUCCAUUUGACAUCAAAAUCCUGCUUAUCCUGUUUAAAUACGUUUUUAGUUUUGUGGUUCGUUGGUUUGAGAAUAUUAGAUAGCUUUUAUCUAUGACGUUGUGCUUUAUAAAAAGAACACAUCUUUAUGUUCUUGGCUUUAAGGUGUGUACAGUGCAUUCGGAAAGUAUUCAGACCCCUCCACAUUUUCGUUACGUUAUAGCCUUAUUCUAAAAUAG